GAGUGGGCAUUCUGAUUGUUAUUUAUUCUGUGCCUCCGGCUUUAUCUUAUAAGAUUCAUUUUCCUUUUGGCCAGUUCAUACAAUGUAAAAGAGACUAAUAUCGUUCUAAAACUAUUUUCUUGUGGUCUUUUUGCUCCAUAAGAAGUUUUCAACCAAUUUGAAUUUAUUACAAAAUAGAACACAUAAAAUUGUACAAGAGCUCAAAGUGACAGCUGUCACUGUCAGUGUAUAGAAUCUGACAAAAUAACAGUUCCAUGAUGAAGUGUUAACUCUAUCUCUAUUCUAGAAAGAAUUAGUCCUCACAUCUUUUGUAUUUGAGUUGAAGGAAAAGGGUGAUUUUUGUUAUCCAAAAAGCCCAGCUUUGUUAAUCAAUAGUAGGGAAUAAGAUUUCAACUAUCCAUAAUAUUCGAAACUAUUUAAAAUACACUUUAAAAAUUUUUAAGUUUGUGAGUAUUUUGUAAUGGCGACCCCAUCAACUGGUGUUGUUGUACCUCGAAACUUUCGACUACUUGAAGAACUAGAAGCCGGUCAAAAGGGUGUUUCAGAUGGUACUAUUAGCUGGGGCUUAGAAAAUGAUGAUGAUAUGACACUUACACAUUGGAUGGGGAUGAUAAUCGGCCCCCCUCGUACACCGUAUGAAAAUAGGAUGUAUUCUGUUAAAAUUGAAUGUGGCCAAAGGUAUCCUGAUGAUGCACCUACUGCAAAAUUUAUCUCUAGAAUCAAUAUAAACUGUAUAAACAGUAACACAGGGGUGGUUGAUAACAGACAAGUUCCAAUAUUGGCUAGGUGGCAAAGGGAUUACACUAUUAAAACGGUUUUGCAGGAAUUACGAAGAAUAAUGACACUUAAAGAAAACAUGAAGCUGACACAGCCUCCUGAAGGCACUUGCUUCUAGCCUUUGAAUCAGCAUAACACUCCCCCAGUAUCUUCUGUUACAACUUGUCCAUUGAGUGUCGAUACCUGCACCACGCAAUCAUGCCGUCUUCUGUAGCGGAUUCACCUUACUCACAAACUAUCUAUGGGGUGUCUUGAACUGGUUCUUGGAAGAUAACCUGUCUGGUAAUGAGGACAAACUGGUGUAUUUAGAUUAAGGUGUCUAAUAAUAAGAGUAUUUUUUAAUAUUACUGCUUGUACAACUUGUUUAACUCUAUCAGAGAAUGACUCAUGAUUGAACUUGUAUUUUUGAAGAAAACAGAAAGUAUUGUUGAUGCCAAAUGUAAUAGAGCAUCUCAUAUUUCAAUAAAAUUGAAUAAAGAGACGUUCGACACAAUAUUGUUACUGCAUAACCCAAAGUUUUAAGAAUUUUUCUUCUGGGUGUUCAUUUUUUUCGGAAAGUACUUGGCAUUUAUCGUGAUUCAUUCGAUGUACUAGAUUUUUGGGUUGAUUGACCACUUAUUUGUUUUUGUAUAUGAUACUGAACGGUAGUUGACAAUUUAUCGGAACUGUAUUUUUAAACUUUUACUAGUAUUCACUCACUUUGUGUACGUUUUUAUACCAAAGAUGAAGAUUAGACUAUAAGCCUAAAUUGUCAACUACUAUGGUAUAAGAAAAAUCAAUUAAUGCUUGAAUACAUAUUACGCUUUAUUAUGAAAAAUCAGCUUCGAAAAUCUAAAAUUCUAAAAGACAUUUAUUGAAUAACUACAAGGUUGUAUUGAUAUUUAGACAUUUUUUGAAUGUCGUGUGUGUUUAUAAGAAGUUAUCCUUUAUUUUGUAGUAGUUUUGGACACCCCUUAUAACAGUCAGAGAGUAGAUAUCUAUUUGUGUAUCACUGAUUACAUUGAAAACAUUUAUUUGAAAAAUAGCCACAAGAAUAGCUACAAGAUUAUGCUUAAAAAUGUUCUAAAUCAUUAUUUCUCUUGAAACACACAGAAAUUAAAGUAAAGGUAGAAUAUAAGAUUUUAAAAUUUGACAAUGUUAUCUCAAGACAUCAUUACACCCUCAAAAUAACUAAAAAUCAUUAUAUUGAACUGUAAAAUGUAUUUACCGUUAAUAAUCACUGAAGUGAUACUUAGAUUUCUUAUUAAUAAUUUCAUUAUAUAUGAUAAAAGAAUAAGUAGAGAUCUACGCUCUGAUGACCCAAGUUGUAACAAAGAUGGCUAAGGUGUACAGCUUUAUAAGCUAUGUAGUUAAGUUAACAUUUUAGCUAAAGUUAUUAGGUUGAGAUAAGUUUAUAUACAGUACCAGAGCAUAUAUUCCAUAUAUAGCAGCUUAUAGAAAGGUAGGAGGAACUGUUAAAAUCAUUGUUUGCCGUACCGGCAGUUUGCUAAUAUUUCAUUUUUAUGAUUCCUCUUUGAUGAUUGAGUCCUUGAAACCCUGAUUGUUUAAGUCGACAUAUUCACGCAGGUGGUCUAGAAUGGCCAAAUUUUAGUUAUUAUUAUAACAACAUUACAUACAAUUAUUGGAAGGUGGGGGGUAAUAUCGAUCGGCUAAGCAAAAACAGCCAAGAAAUUUACAUUUUACACAGACAGUUGAUAAUGAAAAAAUAAUCAUUUAAGAGUAAUUGAGUAAUAUUUGAAGACAUUUUUAAUAAACUUAGAACAAUCAACGCAUCAAUAUACUUAACAGGUUUUUCAAAUAUUGUAUUAAAAUAGACGUCGUUUUGAUACUUCUGCUUUUUUGAUAAUUUCUUUGGACCCAUUGCAUUAAAAACCUUCAGCUGACUCCCAACCACUACAAACUGCAUAUGCAUAUACUCCACAUCCAAUGCAGCGAUACCAAAGUUCCUCGUUUUUUCCAAAUUUAUCGCACAAGAUGCGUAUUCAUUGGCUAUAGGAAGAUUGUGACAUUGUUCGAUUUCAGAGAUUCGAAUCGAUACUGACAAAUAUAUCUGACAAAUUAUUCUUUUUAUGGAUGAUUCAGAAUCAUCUUCAUCUUCAAUACGCUUUUCUUUUCUUUAAUCUUAUUAUUCUUAGAAACAUUAACUUUUUGAGCCAUUAAAUACUUGGGUAAAAACCCUUUAAAUGUUGUUAAAAUUAAAUUUAAGUUAUAUUUUUUGAUUUUAUAUACUAGGAACGUAAGACUUCACUGGAAGUUGCUAGUGGAUAGCAUAUAUGAGGACUUGUGGAUAGCAACUCAACAAAUUAAUAUAUAUCUUUUAUAAAGGAAUUUUUAAAUACAUUUUUGUGAUACAUGGUAUACAGCCAGCUACAGGAACUAGUUUCCUUGUGGAUAUUAACUUUUCGUUUCAAUUUUUUUUUUUACUUUAAUAUCACCAUUCUGCUUUUUCCUUGCUUGCUUCUCAGUUUUCACAUCUCGCUUAGUUUUUCUGUCCAGGAGAAUAUCCUUCAUUGCUGUAGCAGUCCAAAUUUCUGAUUGUCGUUUCUUUGUUUUUGUAGUAGACUUUUCUAGUAGACCUGAAUAUAAAGGUAAAGGACCAGGUUUGGCUGCGGAUUUCGAUGUUAUCUGCUCCACAGAAGCUCUUGAUGUCGAUGAUGUCUAUUCCGCAGUACUCUUGAUGUUAAUGGUGUCUGUUUCGCAGUAGCUAUCGAUGUUGAUGGUGUUGAUUCAGAAAUGUUUAUCCUCGUUCAGUCUCUAAAACAAGUUCUCUAAACUUUUCAGUCGGUGCAAAGUCUUCCUCCGAGUACUUAGUAAGGUUAAAAGGAAAUACUCCGGUUAUUCUCAAACCUGAUAUUCUCUUUUCCAUGGUUGCUAUCUUUAUGUAUGCUUGAUUGAACAAGCGGGCCAGAUCGUACACCUUAAUCUUCUUAUGUGCAGUCGAAAUCAUAUUAAGGGGCCCCAAAAAUCCAGACCAAUGCCAGUAAAACUGGAUCGACCUCAGUUAAUUUUACGUAGUUCUGGAAAUCCUUAAGACAUUUCAAGAACAACAAAUCGUUUGACCAUGCGUUGUCAUAUAUACAUCCUAUUAGACCAUCUCUCUAAAUUUGGGGAUAACCGUUUCCUAGAAUAAAUGAUAGAGACGUAGAAACCACAAGCACUAACUGCACAAGAUGAUAGUUGUCUGUCCACGUUCGAUUGAAGUGGUAACUCACACUUGAUUUUGUCCUCUUUUGGCAUCCCUGAUUUUUCUACAUUGUAGACCCUAAAUUUAACUGUCGACGCUAAAUUUAAACUUGUUCAAAACGUCUUCAAGAUUUUUGAGAUUCAAAAAGUUCCAAUAUCUUCAGCAUUGAAGGAUGAUAUACUGUUUAUGUUAGUGCCUUAUGGCUGACGAAGAUUUUGGUUGGGGAUUCCGUUUUAAAAAUCAUCGUAGAUAGUCUUUGCCUUUUCGUUUCUAUUCUUCUCAACGGUAAAUCAAAAGCUAUUCUUCUCAACUCCCAAGGCGUAUCUCCAUAAAACACAUUUCCCAAUUUACUAUGUUAUCUGUUAACUCCGCUUCUUGUACUUUGGUAAAUACUGGUUUCAUUCCCAUGCAGUCAGUUUUAGCCGGAGCUUGAUUUUCAAAACCUCUUGCCUUUAAAUGAUCACGUAUUGUUGACUCCGGAAUAUUCAAAUUUCUAGCGACUGGGCGGUUUUGGCACCUGUAUUAAUUGCAGCUAUAUCGUUAUUAAGCUGCUCAAUUGACCAGAAUUGUCGUUGGGUCUUUUGUUUAUAAUUCACCAUCUGAAAUAAAAAGAAAAGUUAUUAAUAGAUGCAAAUAUCUUUUCUCUUCUUUUUUAAAAUGUUUUUUCCUGGAAUUUGGUAGAAAUAAAACAACAAUAGUUAUUCGAGGAUCAUCUUUAGCCCUUAAUACCAUACAAUGUUUAAUUUUUUUUACCAAAACCCAGAAAAAUGAUUAAAGAAAAGAUAUUAAAAUAAGUGGUCGGCCUCUACCGACCUUGAUUUCGUUUUCUAACCGCUUCAAUAAUUAAAAAUCAAAUAUGGACUAAUAACACACAAGAAUUGAAGACAUUUUCUGUAUUUAUAAUCUUAUGUCUCUUUUAAAAUUACUAUUUACCUUUCUUAUUUUAGAAGAACACAAAAUUAUAAGAAUAACUAUUUACUUCAAGCUACCACGUGCAACUAAGUCUAUUUAGCGGGCAUCAGACCGUGUUUACACAGUUGCCAGCUUUCCCUAACACCGUACACUUGAUUACAUUUCUUAUUGUGCGAUCCAUUGUACAUAUUUGUGGCCUGCGCGAUAUUACCCACCGCGCGAUAUUACCUCUCCUUCCCCUAUUAUAUUUGUUAUUGCAUUUUUUCCAAUAUUAUUUGAAGAGAACGUGACUAGAAAUAUAUUAUUGUAUGACUACUUUCAAAGCUAUAACUUUGUUUGCAGUUUGAUUCCUGUAAGUUUUUUCUCAAAUGUAUACAUUUUGAACAAUUUUUUUAAGACUCGAUUUGUUUUUAACACCAAAGACAAACAAACGGUUAUUUUAUCAGUUGUUCCUAACAAAGCUUACAGCAAUAUUGUUUUGAACACUUUACUUUUUCAUUAAUAUCGAAACGCAUUUUUCGGUUAUUUUGGUACGCUGUAUGUUUGAAGCUUUAAAAUAAAAUAUAAUGACGUAGCGUUUAUAAGCUGUACCAUUUGUGUAAUUUUAUUUGAAUUACAUUUUUACUAUAUAGAAUGUUUUGCUGUUAUCUGUGCAGGAUUUAAUAAGUCUACGUUUGUUGAACAAUUUUGUUCGUUUAAAUUACACACUUUUAUUUCAAAUAGGCAUUAAUGGUAUUUCGAAAGACAAUGAAUGAAAACCUUGGUGAUAUUAUCGAGGUGUACACAUUUUUGAUGAUAGUGUGUAAUAUAAACAUUUUGUAAUUAUUGAAUUUGGAUUUUGGUUCAGUCACGAUAAGUUCGAAGAUUUAUUUUAUCUUACCAAAAACUAACUUUACAAUAUUCAGUUUUAUUCCUGCUAGGAAAAAAACGAAUUUUUACGACCUUUUUUUUGUAAAUGUAAAUCCAUGGAAACUUAAAUUUUCAGUAAAGU
Molecule: messenger RNA, 5864 nt
Organism: Diabrotica balteata
Lineage: Eukaryota; Metazoa; Arthropoda; Insecta; Coleoptera; Chrysomelidae
Source: the annotation of a GenBank genome assembly